Messenger RNA from Vigna umbellata (rice bean), 1570 nucleotides. RefSeq lists its product as uncharacterized. The record is from RefSeq and is a predicted model, not a curated record. Lineage: Eukaryota; Viridiplantae; Streptophyta; Magnoliopsida; Fabales; Fabaceae.
AAAACAAUAAAAGAAAAUGUGAGGAAGAGGGUGAAACAGAGUUGCCAACUGUCGGCGCGGUGCUGUUUUGGUCCUUCCUUCCGAGUAUUUUCGCUCUGUACUAUAAAUGAGCAGUUUUUUAGAAGGCAUCACAUGGAAAUGGCUCUGGCAAUGAAAGGAAACAGAAAGAUUUUGAAUUUUAUUUGAAAUCUUUAAAUUGCACUGUGUGAGGUAGUUUUCCUGUGAUGUUGUGAACUCCAUUUCUCAUGCUUUUUGUCUCUCAUUGGAUCUCGCCUUCUUUCUCUUUCCCUCAAGCAAGGGCUAGUCCAUUACUGGGUUUGUUUUUUUCUUCUUCUUUUUUAUCCCUUUGGUGAUAUUUUAUGUUAAGGAGGUGAUUUUGUGUUGUGGAUUGAGUUCAAGGAUUUGGUUAGGGAAACAGCUCAGGGGACACUUUGGGGGUGUCCUGAUUUUGUAGGGUAGGGUAACAAGCAGGGAGAAAAGUUGGAUUAGUUUUGUGAUUUUGGGUUUGGGAUGGAUCAUAAGAGUGUCAAUGAUGACGCUGAAAUUGAUCUUGAAAGUGGGUUGGCAGUGGUUGAAGAUGACUCCAAGAAUGUGUCUUCUCCAGGUAACACAAAACAAGGAAAGAUUUUGUUUACUGAGAUUUCUUGUAUAAAAGGUGAGGAUAGGUAUUGUGGAUGCUGCAAUGAGUCAAAGUUAACAGUAGUUUCAAUGGACAUGGUGAAAGUGAGUGGGAGGUUGUACUCAGUAGAAUGUGUGGAGAAUGAUACCCCAGAAAAGGAGAAACGAAAAAAGUGCAGUAACAAGAAGGCUCCCAAACCUCCAAGACCUCCACGAGCUCCAUCACUUGAUGCAGCUGACCACAAGCUAAUCAGGGAGAUCACUGAACUUGCCAUGUUAAAGCGUGCGAGGAUUGAGCGGAUGAAAGCUUUGAAGAAGAUGAAGGCUGCAAAGGCAUCAUCCUCAUCGUCUUCCAGUAGCAGCAUGUUUGCUAUGGUUUUCACUGUUAUCUUCUGUAUUGUGAUAUUACUCCAAGGCAUGUCUUCUGGGAAAAGUUCACUUGCAACAUUCCAGGGAUCUCCAGUGCCCGCAGGAGUAACAGAGGGUGGUCUGGUUGAUGUUCAACACCAACUCAAUCCAUCUUCAAGUUACCCAAAUGCACCUGGUUUUCAGUACCACAAAAUUGUACAGCAGUUCACUGGUUCAGAUUUGCCUGCCAAACAAUAGAGAAGAGACGCUGGUUAAUUAAUGUCAGUGUAGUGACACCAAGAAUGUCAUUGUCAUGUGGUAUUGUACCCAUGUGCUUCUCACCAAAGAUUUUUUUCCCUUGUCUUUCAGACUGUAUUUCACAACUAUCACGAGACUGAAUGUGAUGGACAAUUUUUCCCUGUAUGUAUAUUAUUAGUCAAUUAGUCAAUGGGGGGUGGGGUGAGCUAUAAAUUGCAUGAUGGUGUUGCUGGAUGUUACCUCCUCAGCAGCUGCUUGUUGCAUGCACGUUCAAAUUCAGAGUUGGAGGAGAUUUUGUUUUUCAAGCUUCACGCUAUAUAUAUAAUCACACCCUGUCUUUUUAUCA